CGAAAACAAAGAAAGAUUGUUGCAUUAAUUUAAUUUAAAAAAGUUGAUUGAAAACGCAAGUCUCGUUCAUCUCCUCCAAAUGUUCUUUUUCUUUUUUUAUGUUCUUUCUCUUCUAAAAGUCCAACAGCGACAACAUAGGUUUCUCUCUCUACCAUGGCGUGUCUAUAUAAAGCAAGGUCGUCGAUUCAUAACGACCAUCUCCAUUACUUCUCCAUAACCUUUCAAGAAACAAAAACAAGAUAAGAUCUCUUCAGAUUCCUACACUCCAACAAAUAUAAGUUUCAUUAGAUUCUUUCUUAGCUAGAGAAUGAAACUGAUUGAGAAGACGAUGAGCAUGAACCAGUUUAGGACUAUGGAGGAGGAGAAGCAAGACGGUGGUGAGCUUUUCCAUACCAUCGAGGUAGCUAAAGUUGACCGGAACAACGUGUCUCAGCCGCCGCCGGCUGCUACUGCAGCACUGCUAGAAGUUCCCGGUGAUGAACUUAACCUAAUUCCACCGUUGAACUUUUCGAUGGUCGAUAAUGGUAUAUUCCGGUCUGGAUUCCCGGACUCGGCGAACUUCUCCUUCAUCAAGACUCUUGGCCUUCGCUCAAUCAUAUCUUUGUGUCCAGAGCCAUAUCCUGAGAACAACAUGCAGUUCCUCAAAUCCAAUGGAAUUAGUCUUUUUCAGUUUGGCAUUGAAGGCUCUAAGUCCAAGUGUCUUCCCGGAUUAGAGAACGAGGUUUGGUUGCAUAUUUGGAGUUCUAAGCAUCAGAAAGAGGAUUUUUAUACAAAUGGAAAUUCAAAAACUUCGGAGCCAUUUGUAGAUAUCCUAGAUCAGAAAAUCCGUGAAGCACUCAAAGUCCUUCUCGAUGAGAAGAACCAUCCACUUUUGAUUCAUUGCAAACGAGGCAAGCACAGAACCGGGUGUCUUGUUGGGUGCAUGAGGAAACUCCAGAAAUGGUGCAUAACAUCGAUACUCGAUGAGUAUAAGCGAUUUGCAGCGGCUAAAGCUAGAGUUUCGGAUCAAAGGUUCUUGGAGUCAUUCGAUGUAUCAGGCUUGAAGCACACUCCAAUGUCUUUUUCUUGCUCCAAUAGGUAAAAUAAAAACGAGACAAUCAAAGAAGAUUUGACCAAUCCGUCAUUCCCUUUUUUCCAUAGUUGAAUAACAAAAUUAAAGGAGGAGAAAAAUCAUGAGUUACCUGAGGAAUCAUCAAAUUCUUCUGGUUUUUGUUUUCUUUUUCUGAAUCAAAUAAUAACAAUAAUAAUUGGAAGAAGAAGAAUAUUGUAUAUCUUUUUCUUUUGAUUCAUUUGUAAUCUAAUAAUGUAUUAAUUUAUAAAUUAACGCAACAAAAUAAAACAACAGUUUAGUUUAA
Arabidopsis thaliana (thale cress) is the source of this 1355-nucleotide messenger RNA. It is a transcript of the gene PFA-DSP2, whose product is annotated as Phosphotyrosine protein phosphatases superfamily protein. The record is from RefSeq and is marked reviewed. The transcript is spliced from 6 exons. The coding region runs from base 308 to 1081 and encodes 257 amino acids. Gene Ontology annotation, molecular function: phosphatase activity; diphosphoinositol-polyphosphate diphosphatase activity; inositol-5-diphosphate-1,2,3,4,6-pentakisphosphate diphosphatase activity. Lineage: Eukaryota; Viridiplantae; Streptophyta; Magnoliopsida; Brassicales; Brassicaceae.